UGGCCCUGGAUCGCCCUCCCAGGAGCUUGGUCAUCCCUUUCCUUCUCCAGGUUCUCAACCCUUGCGUCGAAUGGUCUGCAGCAGCUCCCUCAGCUCUCUGGAUGUGGCCAGCCAGCCUCCCGCUCAUGUGGACUCCAGCAGCCCGGGGGGGCGGGGAGCAGAGAGACUGGGGUGCACCUUUGCCUUUAAAGCCAGCAGGCAGUAUGCCGCCCUGGCCGACGUCCCUAAGGCCAUCAGGAUCAGCCACCGAGAAGCCUUCCAGGUGGAGAGAAGGCGGUUGGAGCGUAGGACUCGGGCCCGGAGCCCUGGCAGGGAAGAGGUGGCCCGUCUGUUUGGCUACGAGCGGAGGUCUUGCCCCUCUCCACCUUCUCCUGCUGUGUCGCUGUGUGACGUUACUCGCCCUUCCUCCGCUGCUUCGCUCCCAUCUCAGCUCCGUCUCCAGCCAUAGAUGGCCUGAUGAUGCCGCCGGCCUUUCACAUGAAAUCAACUUGCUUUGUUUUGUUUUAAUUUGUUUUUUGAUUCUUUUUACUGUUGGCAGAACAAUGUUAAUUCAUGGGCCUUUUUCUUGCUCAAUUUUGGACUUUUGGGGUGGAGGCUACAUUAUGAUCUGCUAGGCACUCAGUGAGGAUGGGCGUCCGUCCCCUCCACGUGGUGAUGCCUUCUGAUCAUGUCUGCUCAGGAGAGGACGCUGCUGACGGGCUGUGUGGUUGCCGAGUGUGUCAUCACAACAGAUCAUUAGGGACCUCCAAUGUUGGCGGUGUGGGGGUGGGGGAAGCGAGCUGCUGCCCGACCCUGCACAGCUCCACCCUUUGCAGUGGGGAGAGGGAGCUCAGGGGGGGUGUCAGAGCCAGGUGUACUGUGCACAGCCUACACCUUGCAGAAGGGGAGGCCCAGGGAAGGCUGGGGUGGGCCAAUGUGAGGGGUGCCUGAAGGAGCCUCUCUGCAACUUGAAAACAAGCCCACCUUGUUCUGGGGUGACCCUGUCUCCCCCCAGCAGCCUCCUGUCCU
Messenger RNA from Myotis davidii, 1008 nucleotides. Its product is annotated as TRIO and F-actin-binding protein-like. The transcript is spliced from 2 exons. Bases 71 to 448 code for a protein of 125 amino acids. The record is from RefSeq and is a predicted model, not a curated record. NCBI's taxonomy places the organism in Eukaryota, Metazoa, Chordata, Mammalia, Chiroptera, Vespertilionidae.